GUGGAUUUGGAUGGAGAACAAGAUAAAUACCCAGCAGAGCACUGGUAAUAAUACUGAGCCUUCUGCUAACAGCCACAAUGAAGACUCUCUUCAUACUGGUCCUGUCUGCCGCUGUUCUGCUCAUCGCUUCAGAUGCAAGAAGCAUCCAGUAUACAUCCCAAGAUGAGGACGAGCUUGUGGACACGAUGUUGGUGGAUAAGAGAGAGCUUGAGGCCCAGACUGAUUUGGAUACAGACCUGAAUGAGGAGGAGAGUGAAGAUUUGGAUGCAAGAAGCAUCCAGGAUGGAUUUGAAGAUGAGAACGAGCUUGUGGAUGCGAUGUUGGAGGAGGAGAGAGAGCUUGAGGCCCAGACUGAUUUGGAUGCAGACCUGAAUGAGGAGGAGAGUGAAGAUUUGGCUCAGAUAACUAACGAGAUUGAGAAUGAGACUUAUUCUGACAAGAGAGCUCGCAAAUCAAGAAGUAGGGCAGCAAAGAAGGCCAGAAAAGCAGCAAAGAAGGCCAGAAAAGCAGCAAAGAAGGCCAGAAAAGCAAAAAAGAAGGCUAGAAAAGCAGCAAAGAAGGCCAGGAAAGCAAAAAAGAAGGCCAGAAAAGCAGCAAAGAAGGCCAGAAAAGCAAAAAAGAAGGCCAGGAAAGCAGCAAAGAAGGCCAGGAAAGCAAAAAAGAAGGCCAGAAAAGCAGCAAAGAAGGCCAGAAAAGCGGCAAAGAAGGCAGCUAAGGCUUCACUCUCUGGAAACAAACCUGGCUCAGAGGUAGCACCUGAGCCGGCAGCAGAACCAACACCGGAACCAGCACCUGAAGCAACUGCCGAGCCGGCACCAGAACCAGCACCUGAAGCAGCUGCCGAGCCGACACCAGAACCAGCACCUGAAGCUGCUGCUGCAUAGUAACCCAUAGGAAAGCCCAGCGACUCGCUUCUACCGUCGCAGCUCCUGGAUCACCAAGAACACUCUGAUUAAUAAACAU
Molecule: messenger RNA, 963 nt
Organism: Acipenser ruthenus (sterlet)
Lineage: Eukaryota; Metazoa; Chordata; Actinopteri; Acipenseriformes; Acipenseridae
Exons: 10
Coding region: 78-884 (268 amino acids)
Source: RefSeq, a predicted model, not a curated record